This is a messenger RNA of Procambarus clarkii (red swamp crayfish), 1469 nucleotides long. The record is from RefSeq and is a predicted model, not a curated record. NCBI's taxonomy places the organism in Eukaryota, Metazoa, Arthropoda, Malacostraca, Decapoda, Cambaridae.
GGGAUAAUCACAAGUAAGCGUUAUGUUUGUUACAGGUAUGACGAUGGUGUGGGCGACUGUUGGCGGGACGGUGGUGUGGGCGGCAGCGGCCAUGUUGGUGCUCCCGGCACCUGGUGCCCGGUGUUCACCUCCCGCCCACGUCUCGGAUCCGUCCGUGAUUGACGCAACAUCCUUGAGCGUCAGAGACUUGCUCAAGCCACACUUGAAUGUUGGAUACGUUCUCAAACCUCAUGUGAAUGCUGGAAAACUUCCCAAUAAAGUAGUGAACGUUGUAUACUUUACCAAACCAGUCGUGCAAGAUGAAGACGUUUACAAACCAACUGUGAAUGAUGGAAGCCUUCACAAAGCAACUGUGAAUAGUGGAAAGCUUCCUAAGUCAACCGUGAAUAAUGGAAAACUUCGUAAACCAAAUAUGCAUAAUGAAAACCUUCCUAAACCAACUGUGAAUAUUGGAAACCUUCCAAAACCAACUGUGAAUGAUGGAAACCUUCCUAGACCAACGGUCAAUGAAGGAAAACCUCGCAUGACGGGUGUAGAAAUCAUAGUUCUUCAUUCAGAUGCCGCUGAGGCAAAUGUGGCCGCUAGAGACAUGGUGACCACCCUCGACCCACUGACAGAGUUUUGUCUAGAGGCAUGCCAGGAGGGCGUGGGCGGCCCCGAGUGUGACUGUCAUCCCGACCCCGACCGUCGCUACCUCGUUUCGCCUUACGAUAUGUCCAAUGGACCAAAUGUUCACAAACUGAAGCCAGAGCAGCUUUCCAGGCCAGCGAAGCCUGAAGUUCCAGAUAGAGAUGAAGGGGUGACAAAAUCCCAUGACCAGGACCCCACCACCACCCUGAGCGACUACUGUGUGGUGGCCUGCACGAAGGGACAAUACAACGUCGCCUGUAACUGUCCAAACCACAUCAGUGGUCGACGGUCCGUCGUUCAGCGGGAGUCCGUUUCUCCUGGAAGUUACCAUACUGGCUCCAAACUGUUGCAGAGUCGUAUUAAACUGUUGCUCAAUAGAAGCAAACUGUUGUUCGGAGGUAACAAACUGUCGCACGACAGCAACACACUCUCACACUAAGGAAGCAAACUGUCUUCACUCUGUGAGAAGUCGUGCCGCCAGGGGCUGACUUUCUCAACCUGUGAGUACAACAUCACCUUCCGUCUGAGAAUUUGUGGCGUGGUCAGCAGCGGUCACAGAGUGAAGCACUUGGCACAGGAGCCUUAGUGGGGGUUUAAAUUCCCUUAAAAACAAAACAAAAAUCUAUAUAAAUAUAUAACUGUGGAGUCCAACCAUAAUAACUGUGGAGUCCAAACAUAAAUUUUGGACAGGCACUAUCUACGUUUUAGUAUGAAUGGAGGAGAUUCCCCAUUUCACAGAUUUUCCACUUUUUUUCACCUCCGGCCAAAUUGAAUAAGUUGUUGAAAUUAUUAAGACACCAUUUUUUAAAGGAAAAACUUUACAUAUAUUAUAUAUAUAU